GACUUGCGCUGGGAAAGAGGCGACGCUAGCAAACAGGCGGUGAAGCCGAUUCCUCUGGGUGGAAGCCGGCCGAGCUAAGCCCUCCCGGCCGCCAGCAGCCCCUUCCCACCCCUCCCAGCCCGCAUCCCCCGCAUCCCGGUGCGCCGGGACCGCCGGGAGGCAGCCGGGCGGGCGGCAGGAGGGCUUAGGACCCAGGGGGACGGCGGUGGAAGGACCCAGGCUCUGGCGCACACGCCUCCUACCAAAAAAAAAAAAAAAAAAAAAAAAAAAAAAAAAAAAAAAAAAAAAAAGGAAAAAAAAUCACAGCCCCGUGGAGCUGGCGCUCGCUCAUUCAGUUUUCUAGAGAGAUCUGAGCCGGAACCCGGGAGCCGGGAGAUCUUUCUCGCCCACACAGCUCAGCAGCAAGGACAUCUACAGGGGGAAAAGCCCACCCCACGAGCCCCCCGCGCCCCACGGCAGCUGCCGGCGCUGUGCAGUAAGUGGUGGAAUAAACAGCACUUUCCUUUGGAUGGAUUAUAGUACAUGUGAACUGGCUGUUACUUUGCAAGAAUAAGAAAAGUCUUUUGCUUCUACUUGCUAAAUAUCAGCUUGGUAGCAAAAAGCAUCUGAAUGGCUCACACUCACAGCAGACCAUCAGUUGAAUGGGAUCAGCACUUCCACUAAAAUAUCCGAAGUCAAGGAUUUGGAGAAGAGGUUUUUGCAGAGAUGACCCAUUUGCAAGCUGGGCUCAGUCCAGAGACUAUAGAGAAAGCCCGCCUGGAACUGAAUGAAAACCCAGACAUUUUGCACCAGGACAUCCAGCAAGUCAGGGACAUGAUCAUCACCAGGCCUGACAUUGGGUUUUUACGUACAGAUGAUGCCUUCAUCUUGAGAUUUCUCCGAGCCAGAAAGUUUCACCAGACUGAGGCCUUCAGGCUGCUGGCCCAGUACUUCCAGUACCGCCAGUUAAACCUGGAUAUGUUCAAGAACUUCAAGGCUGACGACCCAGGAAUCAAGCGGGCUCUGACAGACGGCUUUCCGGGCGUGCUGGAGAACCGCGACCACUGCGGCAGGAAGAUUCUUCUGCUUUUUGCAGCCAACUGGGAUCAGAGUAGGAACUCCUUCAUAGAUAUCCUUCGGGCUAUUCUGCUUUCCUUGGAAGUUCUCAUUGAAGAUCAGGAGCUUCAGAUAAAUGGCUUCAUUCUAAUUAUAGACUGGAGCAACUUCUCCUUCAAGCAAGCCUCCAAGCUUACACCAUCUAUCCUCAAGCUGGCCAUUGAAGGGUUACAGGACAGCUUUCCUGCACGUUUUGGAGGAGUCCAUUUUGUCAAUCAGCCCUGGUACAUCCAUGCCCUGUACACGCUAAUCAAACCAUUCCUCAAAGACAAGACAAGGAAAAGGAUCUUUCUUCACGGUAACAACCUGAACAGCCUUCACCAGCUAAUACACCCUGAAUGCCUGCCCUCUGAAUUUGGGGGGACCCUGCCUCCCUACGACAUGGGGACGUGGGCUCGAACGCUGCUGGGUCCCGACUACAGCGAUGAGAACGAGUACACCCACACCUCCUACAAUGCCAUGCACGUCAAGCACGCCUCCUCCAACCUGGAGAGGGAAGCCUCGCCCAAACCCAUGAAAAGGUCCCAGUCCGUGGUGGAAGCUGGCACGCUGAAGCACGAGGACCAGGGGGAAAGCGAGAACACCCAGCCACUGCUGGCUCUGGACUGAGCUCCACGUGCCCAGAGGAGAUCCAUGAGCAGCCCUCCACCACUCCAGAGCCCACAGAGCACACCACACACAGACACACACACAAGCCCACGUGUCCAGCUUGAUAACAAGUCCUUCGUGUUUCCUGACCAAGCAACAACUCUCACCAGCCAUCUGUCCGCCCGGCGCUCGGCGAGAACUCAGAAACUUCUACUGACACAGCAGCCUGUCCAUAGACAAAACAAUUUAUUUUUUUUUCUGUUUGACUCGUGACAUUAAAAUACUGGAAAUGGUGGGACUGCUUUCUCUGUUUAAAGAAACCAGGGUGUGUUAAUAGUGUUCCUGAAGACUCCGUCAGGGAUAUUCAUUUUAUAGAAGUGAAGAUUGUAAGAGUUUUAAAGAAAAGCGUCUCAGAAUUAAACUUUACACUGUAAUCAGCAAGGGUAAUCUGGGUUAGAGGGCAGAAUCAUCAGCAUAUAGAGUACUUGAGUUCUACAGAAGGAUUUUGCAUUUAAAAAGAACCCCAGUGCCAGCAUAAUGCCAUACAACAUGACACUUUGUGACUGCCUCAUCCAUGCAGCUUAUACAGCGGUCACAUUUCACUAUCUAGCAAAAAUUGUUCUUAACUUUUGAAGCCCUUCUAAAACCGUCAGCUAAGUGGAACGAGCUGUGUGAGCAGCAGACACAAUUUGAAACGCAAUUAUUUGAUUUUAAGAAUGAUUAAAAUUCCCACAGGCAACUCAGGAGCCUAUAAAACAUGUGCGUGUGCAUGUGUGUGCACAUGUGACAGGGGGUGGUUCAGGGAGACACACUGGACAAAUCCAGCAGUGAUUAAUGGUUCAAUCCAGAUUGUUUCAUUUAGGUUACAACAGCAAAUGAAAGCUCUGCAGAGCCACUUACCCCCUUCUGUCUGCAGUCAGGGAAAAGGGUAGCCAGAAAGGUAUGCUGAUUGCAGAUGUGGGCCAUGGCCAAAAUGAAAAAGGAAAACUGAGAAUUAAUUAUUCAGUACAAGUUUCUGCUAGAAGGAAAUGUUGAAGAACGGAAGAACUGAAAUGCCAAAGAUCAGUUUGUUAUAUCUCUGUUUGCUCUAGCUGCAAAGAGAGUACCAUCACUUCAUUGAAAUGGAAACUGGAUUAAAGAAAUAAAACAACAACGUUAUCAGAUUGCAUGUGCAGUGACUUUAUUUCCUAAAACGGUUACAAUCACUGUACACACUUUAAAUCUUCAAUUAAAUUGCCAUACAUUGACAAUUUACUAGAACAAGCAGUUGGCAACAAUAUAUCAAAGGUAGCAGUGUAAACCAUACAUACAAAAUGAGAUGAUAAUGAGCACAAGGGUUUUUAAUGGGCACUGGAACAACCACUGAAUUCUCAAGCAUUAGGCUGAAGUGAUGACAUAGUUCAAGUGGACAUGGCCAGCCCUAACAGAUGCACUAACAAAAUACUGCCUUUAUCUACUACAACAUUUUAUGCCUGCACAGGGCAGACAGGACAUCCUGCCAGAUCCUAUCAACACACCUGGGAUUUACCCACUGGUUUUUGUACAGAAUAACCUCACUCAGACUAAUCUCUUACUGCAGCAGCAUGUCAUUGAUACAAAGCCUGGCCUGGAUAGAGACAGUCUUUAAGGCAGUGGAUGGUCCUAGCAAGGCAACACAGGAGUCAGAAAAAGAAGCAGAAGCUUGCAGGAACAUUAAAAAAUAAGAUGACUGAGCCCAUUUAUCUUUGGGGUUUCUUCCAUUCCCCCCCCCACCUGACAUCAUCACCACCUAUUACAAGAAACAAGGAUGUCAAGUCCUGUAACAGCUCCUUUCUCUUCUCUGGGCUCAGAGACUGAAAGGCAUUUGGAUUUGUCAAACAGAAUGUGCUUAAAGCAGAAAGUAAAAAUCCAAAGAGACAAAAAGACACUUGCUAUUAUACUGCAGCAUUGAGGAAGAAAUACUUUGGUUUGUGAUUUUUCUCUGUUAAUACACUUAUCCCACUGCCACUGAAUCUUUGUGAUGAUCUGUUACAAUCACUGUUCAUUCAAGUGGAUCUUGUCUUGCCCAAGAAGUGCAAAUACUACUGAAAUCUAGUCCUUGAGGAUCAAACCUCACAAAGGAUAAACUAUUUCCUUUCUUUAACUGUGAUAUGAAUGAAUACAUAUGCCUUGUAUAUAACUAUGAAGCCUGCAUUUAACUGUAGGCUCUUACACAGAUUCUGUGCAAGCAAGGUAGCAGCAGGCAGGGUGGAACCCACCUCCUAACAUUGUGAUGAGUACAUACUGUGUUACAAACUAUAUUGCCCUGUCUGCCAUUUCCUUCUGUAAAUAAAUCUAACGAAAAAAUGCAAAUUGCAAUGGAUUUCCAUUGGAAAAAAUACUUCCCUUCACUUCUUCCCUUGGCACUUCCAAUGUUGAAAUGCUUUUUGAAGACAGAACACCACUUGGCAAACAGGGACACCUAAAAUGAUAUGCCAGUAAUUCACUGCAUAAUUUCUACAGUCUGCUCUAUGUAUCCUCCCCAUGUAUAGAGCUAAUCCAGUAACUGUACCUAACAAAAUUAUCCACUCUGCUCCCUGACAGGUGGGCACAGAACAGAUUGCCUUCAGUGUUGCAGGAACACCUUGUCUUAUUUGAGGCACUUAAGAUUUCUAAAUGGCCCAUGUAUCACCACACAAUCUAAUAAACAGUGCUACUCUGGCACACACACAUAUCUUGGGGAGAUUACUUUUAUCUAUUUGCCAAUUUUAUCUAUUCACCAAUUGCAAUUGGACAAGAUAAAGUAUGAGCCUUCAAAGGAACAAUGAAAUAAUCUGAAGGACGGCAUGGCUUUUCACAAAUAAAGCUCCAAAGCUUUUACCACUCCUUUAGUAUUUACUCUGAUCUAUAGAAACUAAAAUGCAACAUUAAUAAAAAUAUUCCUAACCAU
This is a messenger RNA of Oenanthe melanoleuca, 4591 nucleotides long. RefSeq names its product clavesin 1 (gene CLVS1). Lineage: Eukaryota; Metazoa; Chordata; Aves; Passeriformes; Muscicapidae. The coding region runs from base 706 to 1704 and encodes 332 amino acids. Gene Ontology annotation, molecular function: phosphatidylinositol bisphosphate binding. Gene Ontology annotation, cellular component: membrane. The transcript is spliced from 6 exons. The record is from RefSeq and is a predicted model, not a curated record.